UGGAAAUCGGGUCUCGUGACGAAUGUAAUUGAGUCUACUAGCCAGCUGAGUAACCGCGUUAUAAACGAGCCCUGCCGAUCUCAAUUAUACCACCCCUGGCUGAAUAAAUGGCCCACAUAUAUAUUAGUCUCUCGAGUCUGCCAUCCUGCGGCCGACAAAUCGACCGCCUUCUCGAACAGAUAAGUGCCUUUAUACGCGGAGAAUGAAUGAGCGGAGGCGCUUGACUACCAUACACCGCAACAAUUACUCAGAGCGCGAAAAAAUCAGGUACUUUGAUCCACAUGUGUUGCGCUUCCAAUCUAGCAAUCGAAACUACUGCCAACCCAAAAGUGAACAGAAAGCAAGAGUUCGGGCGCACAGCCCUGUUCGUCCGGAUUCUGGAUCUAUCUAUCAAAAGUAGACGCG
Molecule: messenger RNA, 405 nt
Organism: Ilyonectria robusta
Lineage: Eukaryota; Fungi; Ascomycota; Sordariomycetes; Hypocreales; Nectriaceae
Exons: 1
Coding region: 203-400 (65 amino acids)
Source: RefSeq, a predicted model, not a curated record